Messenger RNA from Symsagittifera roscoffensis, 2854 nucleotides. RefSeq lists its product as uncharacterized. Lineage: Eukaryota; Metazoa; Xenacoelomorpha; Acoela; Convolutidae. The record is from RefSeq and is a predicted model, not a curated record. Bases 228 to 2711 code for a protein of 827 amino acids. Gene Ontology annotation, biological process: lipid metabolic process. The transcript is spliced from 2 exons.
CUGAAAAGCGAUCCGUUCUUUCUGUAAUAUUUCUCAGAAAUUAAAAACAAACGUGCGGGGAAAAAACAACAUUGAGUGCGCGGAAAAAGCAAUUCCUAAAACGCGCGGAGUGAUGAACAAGAACCACGGCGAAUACUUUAAAAUUGUUUCCAUAACAACUACGUGGCUCAGAAGACAAGUCCUUAUUUUGCACCUUUAUUUCACAUAUUUUAUCCAGCAUCCUAAUAAUGGAAAGAAUUUUCAUCUAUCUGGACGAUGCGGAACAUCCGAAAGCAUUUAGAAAAGGUGAUAAUAUUCUCGAUCGGAUUGCUCGUGAGUUUCAAAAAGAGCAUCCGCCGCAAAUCCUGUAUGACAUAACGGAAGAUGAAGAAAAUCGCGAGCCGAUAGCCACCGAAAAUCACACAUUGGUUGCUGGAAGAUCUUACCUGUGGAAGUUGGCCGAGGAAAAAUGGCAGGACAAAGAGUUGGUGCAAAACGCAUUGUUUUGUUCACGUGCUGCUUUCGAAGAUAGACCCUUGAAUUAUCUGAAAGAGAAUAAGAGAUUUCACAGUGUAGCUCUUUUGAUAGCGGCGAAUGUUUACUUUGACAAACAAGCUGCUUCCGUAUUUAUAUCACGUUCAGAAGGAACGGGCAAACAAAAAAAGACGCUAAUUAUUGCGUUCAGAGGAACCAAAACUCUUGAAGACGUUGUGGCAGACUUCAAAAUUGGGUUCAAGACCGAUUUGAAUUUCGUUGGGAAAAUUCAUGGUGGCUUUUUAGAGCGAAUGCAAUCUGUUUCUACUGAGAAAAUUUUCGAGAUCGCCAACAUAAACCAAGUUGAUCAGAUCUUAACUUGCGGGAGCUCUCUUGGAGGCGCAGUGUCUUCACUAAUUCAUAUGAAGAUGCUAUCAGAACUUGAGAGCGCCGGCAAUGAUCCUGUAAUAGAUCCGAAGAACCUUGUGAACGUGACCUUUGCAGCUCCUAUGCUCGGCAAUUACGAGUUUGCAAAACACGUUGAGCUGAAACGGUAUGCAAGAAACAUGUUUCAUUUUGCAUACGUUGGUGACAUUGUUCCGAUUGUCUUGUCAGUUGGGCAUGUUUUUGAGGUUUUAAAGCAAAAUGUGCCCUCUGGGGUCAUAGGCGUCCCGGGUGUCAUUUCUUCACAUCUUCAAAAAGCCAUACCUUUGUUCAAGUUUUGUCUAACGGUCGCAGCAAAUGUAUUGGAAAAUCCAGUGGUGAAGAAUAUACAGGGAGCACUGGAAUCUCUGAAAGCUCCUCCGUCGACUCUGCAUAAUGAAUAUACUGAGUUAAACUACGUUCCAAUUGGAAAACAUUUGCUAAUUCAGAAGUUAGACCAGAGUGUGAGCAUUGAACAUCUGAAGAAUAACCCUAAAAUAGUCGAAAGAGUUCUCCAGUCGGCGAUUGAGUUCGCUGUCAAACAUUCUCUGCAUAUUCGCAAAUUCCACUCACUUAAUAAUUAUCGAGAUCUCAUUAAGUCUUAUUUAGGUGGGUUCAAGUCGUUCCAAAAUACACCGAUUUGCAUUGAAAAGAAGGACUGCAGAAUUUUCUUAGGAGAAAAUGGUCACACCUACCAAUUUGAAAGCGUCUGUUUGUUUUCCUGCGGAGCUUCUUGCAUCAACACUCAGCCUUUGAGCCAAGAGUGUCGAGACGUCGUGUUUUGCAAGACCUGCUACGAGGAUCCGGAAGCCAUCGAGCACUUCUUCCAUGUAACUUGCUCAGAAGAGUUUCAUGUCAAUCAAAAGGCAAAUCACGUGACUCAAAUGUUCGAAUGGGAAAAGUUCAAGGACAAUCCGGACGAAUGGAAACGGAUCUUCUAUGAUCCGGAUGUAGACAGGCAAAGACGGCAGUUUUGGCAGGUUGUGCGAAGUGCUGCCAGUACCGCCGCAGUUCCAGUCAAACAAGUUCUUCAAAGCAUAAAGUAUAGCGAUCGAGCUCUCAUAUUGGCGACAGAGUUGGCUGAAACCGUUGGAACGAGAGGGCUUCUAAACGUGACUUUGUCCUCAGCUAAGGCAAACGCAAUUGGCGCAGCUGUGAUGUUUGGAGCCAAUUUAGCUAUUGACGUCGUGCAACUUUUCCGCGGUAAGAUCACUGCGAAACAGUUUGCGGUAGCCACAUUUGAGAACUUCGCUUCAAGUGUAACUUCCGGAGUUGUGAGUUGGGGAUGUUCUGCUGCAGGUGCCUUUGUAGGGAGCUUCUUGGGACCAAUUGGAACCGUGGUGGGUUUUUUUGCAGGUGGGCUAAUUGGAGGUUUUGCUGGUUACUGGUCUGGUAAAAUGGGCGCCAAGAAAAUUGCAGAGGAAAUGGGAUGGUGCAAAAUACCAGAGGACGAACAGAAAGCCGAUGUGAUUGUGGACGCGCUGUUAAUUUUGGAAGUUCCUCUUCCGAAUGGAAAUGUGGCAGAAAUAAGAGAGGAGGAUGUUAUGAAAUGCUUCAGGAGGAAAGCGUUGCGACAUCACCCAGACAAGUUGCCGGCAGAUGCAUCUGAGAAGGAGAAGUCCGAAUGCCUGAUGGCGUGGGGGUUAAUCGACUUCUCAAGAACUACACUAGUAUCAUAUAGCAGGGACCCCCAGUCUCUUUCAGGAAAAGUGGUGGAGUUAGUCAACAAAAAUUGGAAGCAAAAAAGGGAUCAAGUCGAUAUGCAGCUGAUGGAGAAAAAAAUCAAAGAACUUAGAAAAAUGCACAAGGCUGAGCUAGCGGUUAAAAAAGCGUAAGCAUGUCAAAAUUCACACAAAAGCUGACUAACUAUCUUUUUCCAUUCGAGUUCAAAUUGAAUCAUUUUCUUUGGCAUAUGCCACAUGGUAGAACUGAAGUUGAAUAGAUACUUUGUGUUCCGACCACACAUUGUAGAGCUAAG